UGAAGAAGAAGAAUACGAUGAGCCUCCACAGUGCAAGGCAGGACAGGAUAUUGUGCUGCAGUCACCUGUAGACUGGGUGCUCUUGGAUGGCCGAGAAAGUUCAGAUGACCACGGAAUUGUGCAGUAUGAGUGGACACUGCUGCAAGGCGACUCAUCAGUUGAAAUGCAGGUGCCACAACCAGGAACACUGAAACUGUCCCACUUUCAGGAAGGCAGGUACAUUUUCCAGCUAACUGUGACAGACACAGCAGGUCAGCGGAGCUCUGACAACGUCUCUGUGACCGUUCUGCCCAUGGUUCAUUCUGCAGUAGCCUGUGUGGGAGUUUGCUCUCGCUACCAGUUUAUCUGUGAUGAUGGCUGCUGCAUUGACAUCACCUUUGCUUGUGAUGGUGUGAGACAGUGCCCUGAUGGAUCAGAUGAAACUUUCUGCCAGAAUCUCAGCCCAGGUCGGAAGACGGUGACACAUGCAGCUCUUGGCACUACCCAGCAAAGGACUGUGGAACUGACCGAAAACACAGAUGAAAGCCUCUCUGCAGAAAACACCCUGAAAGCCACUGCCAGAAAUCAACCCCUUCUCUCAGAGGAUGCAGACAUGUCUAACCAAUCGCUUUCUCAGGGACCAAAGAAACAAAUCAGUGGAUUUGUGCCAGAUAACAGUUCCUCAGGGAAAAGAGCAGAUGAUAAAAACGAGAAUGGCAUAAUGGUGCCAAAGAGAGGUCAGCUUGGAGGUGGUCGUCCAGUCCCAGAAACAGGUGCUGUGUUACCCUUAGCCUUAGGCUUGGCCAUUACUGCUUUACUGCUGCUUAUGGUUGCUUGCCGACUGCGCUUAGUGAAACAGAAGCUUAAAAAAGCUCGACCCAUUACAUCUGAAGAAUCUGAUUACCUCAUCAAUGGGAUGUAUCUCUAA
This is a messenger RNA of Acanthisitta chloris (rifleman), 907 nucleotides long. RefSeq names its product low density lipoprotein receptor-related protein 11 (gene LRP11). Bases 164 to 907 code for a protein of 247 amino acids. The record is from RefSeq and is a predicted model, not a curated record. NCBI's taxonomy places the organism in Eukaryota, Metazoa, Chordata, Aves, Passeriformes, Acanthisittidae. Gene Ontology annotation, molecular function: protein binding. The transcript is spliced from 6 exons.